Messenger RNA from Trypanosoma theileri, 855 nucleotides. RefSeq lists its product as uncharacterized. The record is from RefSeq and is a predicted model, not a curated record. Gene Ontology annotation, cellular component: peroxisome; peroxisomal importomer complex; peroxisomal membrane. Gene Ontology annotation, biological process: protein import into peroxisome matrix, docking. The coding region runs from base 1 to 855 and encodes 284 amino acids. The transcript has a single exon. NCBI's taxonomy places the organism in Eukaryota, Euglenozoa, Kinetoplastea, Trypanosomatida, Trypanosomatidae.
AUGAGUACCACCACAUUGGCUAAACCGUGGGAAAAUAUGAACGGAACACCACCGUCCAGUCCGGUAACCCCUGGGACAGAACAAAUGGUGGCACGAAGUCCCACUACAGGAAAUGUGAACAGCCCUGCAUUCCCAGUUGUCUCAUCACCGACAACAACAGCAACAACAGCAGGUACAGUAGCAGCAGUAGUGCCACAAAAUUCCACGGGAACUAGCAGCUCCCACCAGGUUGCAUCUACAAAUAAUCUCACGGAUUACUCCAAUCAGUACGCAUCGAGCUAUGGAUCUGGAAUGGGUUAUGGUGGUCUUGGCAGUACUUAUGGUGGUCUUGGAAUGGGCAGUAUGUAUGGUGGACUUGGUAUGGGAGGAAUGUAUGGUGGUCUUGGUAUGGGAGGUAUGUAUGGUGGUCUUGGAAUGGGAGGAAUGUAUGGUAUGGGAAUGGGAAUGGGAUUGCCGGAAGAUUUUCAGCGUAGUCAGAUGACAUUCAUGCUGGUGGGGCGUCUUUUGGAGAUGUGUGGAAUGUUUGCAGGUGUAAUUCAAAUGACCUUUGGAAGUGCUCUUCAGUUUAUGGGGAAUUAUAUUGGAAUGAGUCAACAGUACAACCAGCUGAAAUGUGGCAGGUACAAGGAUGAAAACGGUCAAUGGGUACAAGUGCCUCAGAGAAUAACAGGUGGAAAAAGUGGCUUGCGCACCUCUCAUGGCCGAAGAUCUCUCAAAAGGAAAGAAAAAGGAAGAGGAAAGUGGUUUGCUAUUCUAAGACGACUUGCAUUCUUGAUUCUGGCUGUUUUACUAGCCAAAAAACUCACGGGUUGGUGGGCUGCACGGCAAUUAUCCAGACUUCAUGGCCCUAAAUAA